AUGUCUAUUUCUUCAGUCUCAGACUGGGGCGCGAGCACAUAUGGUGAGGAUGACUACGGCGUAACUUACUCUUCUUACCCAUACAUGAGCCAAGAGCCGGUUCAACUGGUUCCCAGUUACCGACAUACGUCUAACCCUAUGACACCUGCAGUUUACGUUGACCCAAAAACUCCAACCUACUCGUAUGGGAACCUUAUGCAUCGUCCAGCUACGGAUCAUGAUCUACCAGCACUCUAUUUGUCCGGUAUGGCAGCACCUCUUCCAACCCCUGACCGCCUUCCCACGAUCGACCGCACGAGUUUCGGAGCACCCAAUAUCCAAGCAAUUUCCCCGCCGCAACCUUGGCCUUGUCGCAGCAAAAAAACAAAAUAA
Truncatella angustata is the source of this 372-nucleotide messenger RNA. RefSeq lists its product as uncharacterized. The coding region runs from base 1 to 372 and encodes 123 amino acids. The transcript is spliced from 2 exons. The record is from RefSeq and is a predicted model, not a curated record. NCBI's taxonomy places the organism in Eukaryota, Fungi, Ascomycota, Sordariomycetes, Amphisphaeriales, Sporocadaceae.